Messenger RNA from Exophiala bonariae, 684 nucleotides. RefSeq lists its product as uncharacterized. The record is from RefSeq and is a predicted model, not a curated record. Bases 1 to 684 code for a protein of 227 amino acids. Lineage: Eukaryota; Fungi; Ascomycota; Eurotiomycetes; Chaetothyriales; Herpotrichiellaceae. The transcript has a single exon.
AUGUCGGUCUCUGCACAAACAAUCGCAACUCAAACAACAGUGGUUGCGCUCACACCCACAUUCAUCAGCGAUGUGACGACCACGACCACGGCACACCUUGCCACCACACUAUUUGCGACUCAAGGACAAACCUUGACCAUCACAUCGCCUGACGACCCACAGACUUCUACCACCUCUACCACCUUCACCACUCGAUACCUCCCCACCACAACGACAGCAUCUGCCACAGUAACUCUAACUGAACUCGACAUCUACCUGCAAAACACACGAGGGGAAAUCUACUCCACGUGGAUCAUUCCAUUUCCUGUCGCAGCCACAAACAGAGAAACACCCACUCCAAUCACCUACGUGGUCCAGCCAGGCAACGAGUCAGAUGGGGGUGAAGUCUGGGACAACUGGACGGCCAGGGAACGCGCAGGACUGAUCGUCGGGGUUAUUCUGGCAGCAGUGUUGAUAUUCGGAGUUGUCUAUUGGUAUUUCAUGCGGAAGAACAAUGUCUGGCUUGCUCAUGGAUGGUGGCCAUGGAUGGGUCAGGGGGCCAUGGCCCAAGCAGCACCUGGACCGCCUGCUCCACCAGCGAUGAAUAUGGUUCAGCCUACUCAUGUCAAUGGUGUUCUGAUGUCAUACGGUUAUGGUCCGGGUUACAGUCAGCCAAAUGGGGGUUUCUAUGGAGUGCAGCAUUGA